Molecule: messenger RNA, 2412 nt
Organism: Drosophila persimilis
Lineage: Eukaryota; Metazoa; Arthropoda; Insecta; Diptera; Drosophilidae
Gene: Ing3
Product: inhibitor of growth protein 3
Exons: 2
Coding region: 25-2259 (744 amino acids)
Biological process (GO): regulation of DNA-templated transcription
Cellular component (GO): NuA4 histone acetyltransferase complex
Source: RefSeq, a predicted model, not a curated record
UAUUUAAGAAAACAAACAAUCAUCAUGCUAUAUCUGGAAGACUACCUGGAGAUGAUUGAGCAUCUGCCCCAGGAGCUGCGCGACCGCUUCACAGAAAUGCGAGAGCUUGAUCUGGCCGUGCAGAACAACAUGGACUCGCUGGACAAAAAGUCGCACUUAUUCUUCAAGCAGUGCAAGCGCGACGAGCUGCAGCACGAGUCCAUGGACACCGAGUUUCACAGCCUGCGCGCCGAGUACUUCAAGGUAAUGGAAGACGCCGACGAGAAGGUGGCCAUUGCCACCCAGAUACACGAGCUCGUCGAACGCUACCUGCGCCGCCUGGACAGCGAGCUCUUUAAGUUCAAGUGCGAGCUAGAGGCCGACAACAACGGCAUCACCGAAAUCCUCGAGCGGCGUUCCCUCGAGCUCGACGGCAACUCGACGGCCGCCACCGCCCUGCUGUUGAGCAUGAACCAGAAGGAGAACCGCUAUUACGGGGCCAGCUCCAUUAACAGUGCCGCCGGAAUCAUCACCAGCACAGGCAGUAUUGGCACGGGACCGACCAACUUUGGCCUCGCCAGUUCUGGCGUUGGCUCUGGCUCUGGCUCCGUCACUGGCGGCAGCGCCCUCACCAGCCUUGCCACCUCCCAUCUGAGUAGCAGUCAGCGGCAUCGCAAGCUGGAGAAGCGUCGCGAGACGAUCUGCACCGUGCCCGUACCGGAGAAGCGGGCCAAUCUCAACCACUCGUUGCCCACCGUUAGUGCCGCCUCAUCCUCGGUCUCGGCAGCAACAUCUGCGGCCGCUGGUCUGGCCGUUCAUCCCGCACAUGCGGCGGCCGGCAACCACGUAACCAACAGCAUUACCGCCACGCACCUCACACUGCCAGUGGCCGUGGGUGUCGGAGGUGUCGGGGGUGUCGGAGGUGUCGGAGGUAUCGGAGGUGUCGGAGGUAUCGGAGGUGUCGGUGUGGUUGGGGCAGCCAGCAGCAGUCUGGGCAACAGCUCGCUGGUCAGCAGCGCCUCAGUGGUCCAACGUCAGCUGCCAACGAAUCUCAGCCAGCACUCGGGUCAUUCGGGUCACUCGGGUCACAGUGUGAUCAACAGUUCGGCGGUGGCCGUUGCUGCAGCCCUAUCAUCGACUGGAGUAGCAGCAGCUUCAACCCAUGGGCAUGGACACGGCCAUGGACACAGCCACGGACAUGGCCACAACCAAACCCACAUUCACAGCCACAGCCACAGCCAUGGACAUGGACAUAGCCACGCACACGGUUCGCAUACGACACAAAACAACACAACAGUCACGUAUAAUCUGCAGCAAUUGGGCGGAGGAACAGCGGCUUCCAGCGCCAUUGCGGCCGCCGCCAGCCAGGCGAUCGUCGCCACCCAGCAGAUGCAGCAGGGGCGGCGCACGGCGAGCCUGAAGGCCAGCUACGAGGCCAUCCAUGGGGCUGGGACCAACACCGAUUUCUGGUCGAACGCCGGACAGAGCAGCCUGCAAACGGGAGGAGCGACAGUGGGUACGGGAUCGGCACUGGUCACGGCAGCGAGCGGAGGAGGCGCCGCCACAUCGCACCACCACCAUCAGCAGCAGCAACAACACCAUCACGGCAGCCAUCAUCACCACAGCAGCAGCAGCCACGGUAGCAACAGCCAUCACCACCACCAGGACAAGAAACAGAAUAAGAAAAAGCUGAGUGCCACCAUUGCCACGAUGCCCGCUUCAAUUGCUGUGCAGACGGCUCUGGCCGGUUCUUCUUCGGGCAACUCCAUUGCUUCUUCGUCUUCCUCCAUGAGCGUGGACUCCGUGGACAUGCUCUCGACUGCUGCUGCCGCAGCCGCAGCAGCCGCCGUUGCCAACGCCAGUAUUUCCAGCAUGGGUAUGCCUCAGCAUGGUUGCUCACAGGCCCUGAACACGCAGGCCGCUGGCGGCAUGAGCGCCAGUCACGUGACCACAACGAUGGCCACUAAUGUGAGCAACGUGGCAUCGGCCAUCAGUCUGUCCUCCACGACGCUGGUGCCGGGCUCCAACCUCAACAUCGGCGAGAUUGGAAUGGUCCUGGAACAGCCGAACGAAGGCGAGUGGUCGUACGAUCCCAACGAGCCUCGCUACUGCACCUGCAACCAGGUGUCAUACGGCGACAUGGUGGCCUGCGACAACGACGCCUGUCCAUUCGAGUGGUUCCACUAUCCUUGCGUGGGCAUCACCCAGCCUCCAAAGGGCAAGUGGUUCUGCCCCAAGUGCACCGCCACCAUGCGGCGCAGGGGCAAUCGCAAGAACUGAGGCUGACUCAGGUUGCUGGCGCCCUUCUGUGGUAGAGGGUGGCUGCGACGCUAGAGUAUUUCAACAAUGUCUACCAGAGAAUAAAUCGUACACAAUAAAAAAAACUAGAACGUAGCAUUAAACAACAAUAAACAAAAGCAGGUGCGCAAAGGA